Messenger RNA from Aspergillus steynii IBT 23096, 909 nucleotides. Its product is annotated as glycosyltransferase family 2 protein. NCBI's taxonomy places the organism in Eukaryota, Fungi, Ascomycota, Eurotiomycetes, Eurotiales, Aspergillaceae. The transcript has 2 exons. The record is from RefSeq and is a predicted model, not a curated record. Bases 1 to 909 code for a protein of 302 amino acids.
AUGGAGUUCCCAUUUAUGCGAGCUUUUAUCGCUCUUUUUCUCUACCGUUAUUUUCGCCUUAUUGUGAAUCUGGUUUCAUUUUGGACUUUCAAGCCGAUUCCUCCCCCCGAGAACCCAAAGUUAACUGCGCAAGAUGUUACGGUGAUUCUCCCUACUCUUGAGGGAUGCGGCGAUGAAUUGGUCGAGACGAUUCGAACGAUUCUUGACAAUCACCCAUAUGAGCUCUUGUUGGUGACAAUCGAGGCCAACCGAAAGAAAGCCGAGAACAUGUUGAACUUGAUGCCUGCUUCGAAAUCAAGGAUCCGUCUCUUCACCGUUACACAUCCCAAUAAACGCCGUCAAAUGACAAGAGCUAUUCCGGAAGUUCGCACUCCGAUUACAAUCUUUGCAGAUGAUGACGUGAGCUGGCCGCGCACCGUACUUCCCUGGAUCUUAGCUCCUUUUGAAAAAGACGAGCGAUACGGAGGCGUGGUUACCUGCCAGCGACUUCGUCGUGCUGCUGCACCGACCUUUUCUCAGCGUAUUUGGGGGUUCCUUGGUGCUCUCUACCUGGAAAGAAGAAAUUUCGAUUGCGCAGCUACGACACAUAUCGAUGGCGGACUCCCUUGUAUGUCAGGGCGCACUGUUGCAUACCGGACAGACAUACUUCAAAAUGAAGGGUUUACUUACGGUUUCACCAACGAGGAGUGGUGGUUUGGCAAAUACCAAUUGAAUGCCGACGAUGACAAUUUCAUCACGCGCUGGAUGGUAUCGCAUGGGUGGGAGACCUUCAUGCAGUACCACCCCGAAGCUGAAGUUCUUACGACUCUGGAAGACAACCCUAAAUUUCUGAAGCAAUGCGCGCGGUGGUCACGAAGCAACUGGAGGAGCAACCUUACGAGUAUGUUCCAUGAAAAACACAUUUGGUAG